Messenger RNA from Ostertagia ostertagi, 297 nucleotides. The record is from the annotation of a GenBank genome assembly. NCBI's taxonomy places the organism in Eukaryota, Metazoa, Nematoda, Chromadorea, Rhabditida, Trichostrongylidae.
AUGACUCUAGACGUUUCUUCAUUGUACGACAUAUGUCAACGAUUGGAGGAAAAUCGUGAUUCGGCUGAUUUCCAAUUUUGUAUUGAUUCAAUCAAAAACGAGGACAUAUCUGUGAAGAAGAUGGCUAUGCAGAUCGUCUUCAGAUUCUUUGAUGAUUUCCCGGAAAAGAGAGCGGCAGCUCUCAAUACGCUAAUGUCGCAACUGAAGAAUCCUGACAUAGAGGUGCAAAAACUCGUCAUCAAAGGUCUUCCUUCCACAUGCUCGCGUCAUGAAGAUUACGUCGAUCAGGUACACUGA